Messenger RNA from Haplochromis burtoni (Burton's mouthbrooder), 686 nucleotides. RefSeq lists its product as uncharacterized. Gene Ontology annotation, biological process: regulation of lipid catabolic process; inflammatory response. Gene Ontology annotation, molecular function: signaling receptor binding. The coding region runs from base 43 to 537 and encodes 164 amino acids. The record is from RefSeq and is a predicted model, not a curated record. The transcript is spliced from 4 exons. Lineage: Eukaryota; Metazoa; Chordata; Actinopteri; Cichliformes; Cichlidae.
AAGGGGGUGGUCUGUUGCUCUUUACACAUCACCCUCACUCUUAUGGCCACAAGGAGAACGAUGGCUGCUCUGUUGGUUUGGCUGUUCAGCGUCGGAGCUUUCUUCUUGUCCUUGAAUGCACAGGAACUCCCUGAAACGUAUAGGAAAGGAGUAGAUCUGGCCUUAGCGAAGCUCCACUCUCUCUCUGGAAUCCAAGAUCAUUAUGUCUUCUUAAGAAGUGUCUCAAAGUCGGACUAUGAGAUGGGUUUUGAUGUAAGCUUCUUCUAUCACCACUUCUACCUUAAACCCACCACUUGUGAAAAAGGGACCACUGACUCCUCAGCGUGUGAGCCUAGAAACGACAGACCGCUGAUGGACUGUGCAGUCUGCUACAGAAUGCACAGAGGAGAAAUCGAACCAGAGCCCAAACCGUAUAUUCACUGCCUCCGUAAACCGGCCAUCACACAAGCAAUGACAGCAGGCAGACUGGAGCACUGCAAUAAACUGGGAUACAGCAGCGGGUCAACAGUUCUUCUGGGAUCAACAGGCAAAGAGUGAAAGUUUUGUUAGAAAACAUGCAGCAUUUAGUGUCUUUGCUUCUGAAAAUAUCUAAAAAAAACUACAAUCAGACAGGUAAAUUCUUGUCAGUCUGCACUUAACCUUUCUGUAGUUUGGUAGAUGUACGUAUGAUGUUUGCAUCUUGUCUU